AGCCAAAGUGGCUAGUGGAAAUUUAAAACCUACUAGCCAAAACUAAAUUUCUAUUAGUCUGUGGCUAGUUGGCUACUGUUAGUGUUGAGCCCUGAUAGGGGUAGAAAAACAGAGAAAAUUCUGCUUGGAAGAAGACGGUUAUACCUGCAUAAUAACCAAAUGGCUUCUCCCCAUUCCAAAAAUCUUUGUUGAGCAUAACAUGCCUUCAACAGCCCAGUUAAUUUUCCAAAGAAAUGACUUGGUGAUAAUUCUUUGUGACAGAUGUCAACACAUGUGGACGUAGACGGGGAUUGUCCUCUGGCUAUUGUCCCAUGUCAGUACACCGACAUUGGCUGUAAAUUUAAGGGACGGCGUAAUGAGAUGGAAAAACAUGCUCAAGACAAUAUGCAAGUUCACUUGGAUCUGGCCCACUUAAGAAUAAGAGAACUUGAACAGAGACAGGAGUUUGUAUGCACAAAUGGAAAAUUCCUGUGGAAGAUCUCAAACUACUCACAAUUAUUUCAGCAAUCUGCCACAAAGAAAGAGAAAGAAAAACUUUGCAGUCCUCCAUUUUACACGGGACAGUAUGGCUACAAGCUACGAGCGGAGGCUUUCCUUAAUGGCCUUGGACAAGGGAAAGGAACACACCUGUCCCUUUACGUUGUCAUUAUGAAAGGAGAAUAUGAUGCCAUACUUCCAUGGCCAUUUCAACAGCGAGUGGACUUUGUUCUGAUUGAUCAAGAUGAUGACAUGGCCGUACGACAGAAUAAAGUUUGGAGGCUCACUUGUGAUAGAGACAGUGAUUACUUUAAGAGGCCAAACAAGGCGAAGAGUCUUGGAUUUGGUUGCCCUAAGUUUGUUUCCUUGGAUACACUCAGAACUAGAAACUAUAUCAGAGAUAAUACAAUCUUCAUAAGAAUUGACGUGGAGCCACUGGAUGCAUCCUGAAAAUACUAAUUGAUCUUCAGUAUACAGCUUACUAUUCAUAACUUGCAUGAUGAAUUUGUUAUUUGCUUCUAGAAAACUGUUUCUGCAAAUGUAAAGAUGGUUGAGUGGUUGACAAAACAAAAUUUAAAAAAAUUUAUGGGACGAUAAGUAUCUGUGUGAACUCUCCUGGAAUUCUCCUGGAUACAGACCAAAUCUCCUGCUCUCCAAUACAGGUCACCAGAUCUCCCUGAUAUGAACUGGAAAGUGCUUGAAGUACCUUUUCACACCUAAUGUGUCCUAUUUUUGGCAUUUCUGGGGUACAUUUUUGGAACAUUUGAUGCUUGACUGAAUUGAUGAUGCCAAACUGAUGAUAACAAACUAAGUUGUUAGUUUAGUGUCAAGAAAGUAAAAUUGGCAGUCUCACAUAUUUCAAUUUCUUUUAGGUUGUCAUCUCUGUAUAAGUUAAUUUUUUCAUGCUGUUAUAUCAUUUUAAAUUUCAGAAACAGUUUUCUUGUUACCUGGCAUUUUGCCAUACAAGACCAUUACUAAGAAUAACCUUGAUAUAUGUCAUUUAAAUGAUCUAUUUUAACAAAGGGUAACAUAUUUGCAGGUCUACCUGCUAGUACUUACUUUAUUUCCUUGAAUGAUACCCAUUAUUACUUUCAUUAGUUUGCUGAAAGUUGAAACAUUGUGUAUCAAUGGGUGCUUGUAAAUGAAUGCUGGCAUUGAACUUUUCAAACUCAUUAAUAAUUCAUCAAGUUAAAACAAAGAAAAUCACAACCAUGACGGAGGUUUGGAUACUUGGUCUUAAUUUGCAUAGAUUUUGAUGAUUUUACUUCUUUGUUUACUCCCUAGUUUUUGUUUUGAUGGAGAAGAUAUAUCAAACAA
This is a messenger RNA of Orbicella faveolata, 1794 nucleotides long. RefSeq names its product TNF receptor-associated factor 4-like. The record is from RefSeq and is a predicted model, not a curated record. Gene Ontology annotation, molecular function: zinc ion binding; protein binding. Gene Ontology annotation, biological process: signal transduction; regulation of apoptotic process; regulation of canonical NF-kappaB signal transduction. Gene Ontology annotation, cellular component: plasma membrane signaling receptor complex. NCBI's taxonomy places the organism in Eukaryota, Metazoa, Cnidaria, Anthozoa, Scleractinia, Merulinidae.